Molecule: messenger RNA, 3392 nt
Organism: Paramisgurnus dabryanus
Lineage: Eukaryota; Metazoa; Chordata; Actinopteri; Cypriniformes; Cobitidae
Gene: slc9a8
Product: solute carrier family 9 member 8
Biological process (GO): sodium ion transport; potassium ion transmembrane transport; regulation of intracellular pH
Cellular component (GO): membrane
Molecular function (GO): potassium:proton antiporter activity; sodium:proton antiporter activity
Source: RefSeq, a predicted model, not a curated record
GGGAAAAUAAGAAUGACGAAUGUUGUACUGGCAAGCAUGAAUGUUAUGAGCUCUUAAUUUUGUGUUUGUAAGAAUGAACAGUGUCAGUAAUUGUGCUGCUAUAAUCUGCGUGUUAUUGAUCAUCGUACUGACGGGUGAUUGCGGGCGGUUAACGACGGCAGAUGAUGGCAGUUUUAAAGCUGUCAAUGAUUUACAGGAUCAGAGUAACACUGAACAGCUUUUCAGGCUCAAUGACACCGAAACAUCCAGCAAUGAAACGACUCAAACAUCAACCCUUGCGCCAAAGCACACAACCUCUGCACCUCUUAAAAAUGAGCCAAUCUUGCCGGUGCAGACAGGGGUCAAAGCCCAGGAGGAAGAGCAGUCCAGCGGGAUGACCAUCUUUUUCAGCCUGCUAGUUAUUGGUAUAUGUAUUAUUUUGGUUCACCUGCUGAUCAAAUUUAAGCUGCACUUUUUGCCUGAGAGUGUGGCUGUGGUUUCUCUGGGUAUUUUGAUGGGGGCAUUUAUCAAGAUCAUUGAGUCUCAGCAAUUAGCCAGUUGGAAGGAAGAGGAGAUGUUUCGUCCAAAUAUGUUUUUUCUACUACUUCUACCGCCAAUCAUUUUUGAAUCAGGAUACUCAUUACAUAAGGGUAACUUCUUCCAGAACAUUGGCUCAAUCACCUUAUUUGCCGUCUUUGGAACAGCGAUCUCAGCUUUCAUAGUGGGUGGAGGAAUCUAUUUCCUUGGGCAGGCUGAUGUCAUUUACAAGAUGACAAUGACAGACAGUUUUGCAUUUGGUUCUUUGAUCUCAGCUGUUGAUCCAGUUGCCACUAUCGCUAUUUUUAAUGCCCUUAAUGUGGAUCCUGUGCUCAAUAUGCUGGUGUUUGGAGAGAGCAUCUUAAAUGACGCCGUCUCUAUUGUGUUAACAAAUACUGCUGAAGGGUUUGCUGGCUCUGAUGUCUCAACUGGCUGGGAGACCUUCCUGCAGGCCCUCGGCUAUUUCCUGAAAAUGUUCUUUGGCUCAGCUGCUUUGGGCACACUCACUGGUCUCAUCUCAGCUAUUGCACUGAAAUACUUUGACCUGAGGAAGACUCCCUCACUAGAAUUUGGCAUGAUGAUAAUAUUUGCCUACCUGCCGUACGGUCUUGCUGAAGGCAUCAAACUUUCUGGUAUCAUGGCCAUUCUGUUCUCAGGUAUCGUCAUGUCUCAUUACACACAUCAUAAUUUGUCUCCAGUCACUCAGAUCCUCAUGCAACAAACGCUUCGGACUGUAGCCUUCAUGUGCGAAACUUGUGUGUUUGCAUUCCUGGGUCUGUCCAUCUUCAGUUUUCCACAUAAAUUUGAGCUGUCUUUUGUCAUCUGGUGUAUAGUUCUGGUUCUUGUCGGUCGGGCUGUAAAUAUCUUCCCCCUCUCCUUCCUACUCAACUUCUUCAGAGAUCACAAAAUCACUCCCAAAAUGAUGUUCAUAAUGUGGUUCAGUGGUUUGAGAGGUGCGAUUCCCUACGCCCUGAGCCUUCAUUUGGGUCUGGAGCCCAUUGAGAAACGCCAGCUGAUAGGCACCACCACCAUAGUCAUUGUACUCUUCACCAUUCUGCUGCUAGGGGGCGGGACCAUGCCCCUUAUUCGUAUCAUGGACAUUGAGGAAACCCAGUCACGACGCAAGAACAAGAAGGAUGUUACCCUGAGCAAAACUGAGAAAAUGGGUAACACCAUUGAGUCUGAGCAUUUGUCUGAACUGACAGAGGAAGAGUAUGAGGCUCAGAUUUUUCAUAGGCAAGAUCUUAAAGGCUUUCUGUGGCUUGAUGCCAAAUAUUUGAACCCUUUCUUUACCCGUAGACUCACACAGGAGGACCUGUUGCAUGGGCGAAUACAGAUGAAGACACUCACUAAUAAAUGGUACGAAGAGGUCCGUCAGGGUCCUUCAGGUUCUGAAGAUGAAGAGGAUGAAGCAGAACUGCUCUGAGACACUAAGAAAGAGUUCUCACUGAACUCAUAAGAGCUGUUCUCUUACCUUGUAAUAACUAAUGAGAACGGCAUUGUGAGGCACCACCUUUCUCUUCUAUGAAAGAAAGGAAGUGUUCCAUUUAUGUAGUGGAAAAAUAUGAAAAAAUAUAAGGAUGUAACAGGAUAAAUAUCUGCCGCGGUGUUUGGGUCAUAAUAUUGCUAAAAGGCUAAAAAGUAGUAGUAGGACAACAAAGCAAAAAAUAAACUGCAAUAUUUGAUUUUUUUGCAACAUUGUAAUGUAAGUUUAUUUGUUGAGGAUUGUAAAGGGGUUUGAAAAACAUAAUCUAUUGUUUUUAUUAAGUAUUUGUUUGUUGUGUUGUAUGUAUGUAUGUAUCUAUGUAUGUAUGUGUGAAAAUAUUUUAUAAUGCACUGUGAUACUAGUUUGUACUGAGUUUACAAAUAAUUGUAAUGAAGAUAAUUUGUGAUUUGAAGGAGUGUAUUUCUGCCUAAACACCCAGAUAAAAGAUGUAAAAGAGGCAUUAAAAUAAAUGUGAAAAAAAUUAUCUUCCAUUGUAUUUUCACAUUCUCAAGAAUUCAAAAAUGCACACAAUUUCCAUUUCAUUUUGCUGUAUAAGUUAUACUUGUUUCAAAGGUGGUAAAAUUGGUUGCCUUUCAUUGGAAGAAGGUAAUUUGGAGUAAGUGCUUUAAGAUCAUUACCAACAAAUAUGACAGCAUUAUAAUAUAACAAUUAAACUGUUUACAUUGGCUAUUUUAAUUAGAAACAUUAAAAGCAAAACACACCUGAUUUGCACAUUCAUGGUAUUAAUUUAAAGAAGGCACGCUGCCAUCUUGCACUGACAAAAGUGACUUGAAUGCAGCUAAUAAACAUGACUUUACAGCUUGUAAAUAUGAAAAACCCAGGUGAACUUGAACCCACCAUUAGCAUUAUUUUUGUUCUUUCAAUCGCAUAACUUAAUGCGUUUACAUUCCAUCACCAUUAUUACAAACCCAAGACACACAAAAAACAGCUUUGAUCACGGCACUCAACAUACUGUAUCUCAUCCUACCACUGUUUUAUGAAGUUAAUGCUUACUAUCAGAACUGUCUUACAGUUUUGGCAAUCAAAGGAAAGACUUUGACCCUCAUGUUGUGCUUAACAAAAGUGUGCUGAUUUGAUGUUAGUGGACAAAUUUGGGUACUUUGUGAUUCCAUUUUUAUUUUUACAUUAUUGUCAUGAUCUUUUUUUCUUUUUAAUAUAUGUACUAACUUUCAAGUUAUGCAUUUAUUUAGUAGUUUUUAAUUUUUUACCUUACAUUAUUUACAUAAAUUACUCCAUUAAUUUGAAUGUAAUAUCAUUUUGCUAUUUUUUACCAAAAUUCACAUAAAAACAUGAAUUUCAUACAAGACUUAAUUUCUUGGGCCCUACCCAGAUUGCAAGACCGAAACCUUUGAAUAAAUAUUAAAAACUG